Molecule: messenger RNA, 1440 nt
Organism: Bactrocera dorsalis (oriental fruit fly)
Lineage: Eukaryota; Metazoa; Arthropoda; Insecta; Diptera; Tephritidae
Exons: 2
Coding region: 399-887 (162 amino acids)
Source: RefSeq, a predicted model, not a curated record
UUCACUUAUACACAAUCCGUGAAUACGUAAGUAUGCGUUUGUUUUUAUAUUUUGUUAAUUUUUGUAUGAAACUGGUUCCGCUCUUUCAGGACUAGCGUAAUUUUGACUAAAACAGGAUAGUUGUCCGUCGCCCGCAUAUUUAUCGCCAUCUGGCUUGCAUGAACAACUGGUAUUAAAGGAAAACAGUGUGCGCACCUAACGAUUUUGAACGAAUUUUCACCAAAUCUCUUUUUUCUUUUAGUUUGAAAUCUUCCAAGAUACAGGACAGGCUUAUUUGUGAGAAAUUGUGUUAUCAUUUUUAAAUCGCACGCGUUUAAAGCAGGUGGUCAAAUAUUGUUAAAGCUUUGAAAACGAUAAUUAUUGCAUUGAACUGCGCCUAGUCUACACAUAUUUCCAAAAUGUUGAAACUUAUUUUACUUAUGGCCAUGGGCUUAGGUGCUAUGUAUAUGGUACACUUGCUUGCUCAGGACUACAACAAAAUUCGGCAACCGGUCGCUGCUGCCGCUAGAGCAAUUGUAAGUUCUAGCAAUCUGAGAACUCGAGCGAAGCGAGAUAUUUAUGAAAAUGUGACAAACACAACUACUCUCAAUAUUGACUGGAAAAUAAUUUUGUCACGAGACCCAUUUGAAUGCCUGCAAUCGCUGAUAUGCCAACUAAUGUCAGGAGCAGACACUCAUUCUCUUGAGGCCAAGUUGUUAAUGGAAUUUCUCGAAAAAACGGUAGUGUCGGCACCAGUGGAAGUUCAAUUCGCCUUUAGUAGAGGAUUAGCCUUGCAUGGCUCAACCGAAACUUGUUACAAUGUAUAUCCAUUCUGCAUAUAUUCUGCAAAAACUAUGUUAAGAGUUCUAAGAUGGUUUGCGGAGUCGCCGACUGAAGACAACCCUUAAUUUAAGUUACAAAGAAAGAAAAAUCAAUACCAAAAGUAUAUUUUUAAACGAUUUCACUAAUAUUUUCUUGUUGAUGUAAAUACAUACAGACAAUAAUAUACUAUGAAAAUCAAAUUGAAAAGCUACUUAUAUACAUUCCGUUUAACUUUUAGUCCGUUCCGUUUAUAUUUUAGUAUGUAUUAGAGCCCUCCACUUAUAGUGUUUUAAAUGUCUUGAAACAAUUCUCAUGCCAUAUCUCGAUUUUUCUUAGUUUAUUCCAGUUUUUUUCGAUAUUGAUGUAUGUAUGUAUGUAUAUGCAUAUCAAAAUAAUUUUUGUUGUUUUUUAUUUUUUUAUUACAUUUCAAUUGUGCUUAAAUUGAAGAUAGCUUACGUUCUAUAUGUCUUCAUAUUUAUCGGAAAAAUUUUAAAGCUCAGCCAUACAGCCUCUUUUCUUGCGGGAUUACAAUUAGUUUUAAGGCACUGUUAAUAUAUUAGUAACAAAAUAUUAUGUUAUAUGCAUGUAUGUAUGUAUGUAGGUAAAAUAUGUCUUGACCAAAUCUAAACCACAACGCUU